CUUCAGCCUCAAGAGCGCCACAAUGAAACUGAAGGAGGGCUCGUUUCUGUGGUACCUCUAUCUGGACAAGCUAUACUGCCUGUUAUCCGUGAGGAACGUGAAGAUCUUGGUGGAAUAUUUUCACCUUCUUGACGUGCAUCGCAACAACACCUUGAAUGAUGUGCUGUUUUACCACUUCCUUCAUCACGUGACGAACUGGAAACGGCCACAGAUCAUGAUCGUGUUUAACAUGCUGGACUGGAAUGCGAUGGGCGAGAUCGGUUUUGACCAGUUCUACAUGUUGGUCUGCAUACUGCUGGCCCAGCAGAACCACCUGGAAGAGCAAUUUAUCUUCCGCCAUUCCCGGCCUGUUUUUGAGCUGCUGGAUCUGGACGGGCAGCUGAGAAUCGGCCCAGAAAACUUCCACAUGUACAACUUUCUCUUCAAUAUUAGCAAACAGGAACUCAAAGAGCUCUACCACGACUUUGACAUCACAGGUGACCGUCGUCUUAAUUACAAGGAAUUUAAGCUGUUUACUAUCUUCACCAUGGACAAAUACCAGGAGAGGCAGAAAGCAGAGAAAGAGGAAGAGAAAAAGAAAAAGAAAGGGAAAAAGGCUCCGCUCACAAGGAAAAUGUCAUCUCAAGUUAAUGUGAGCCCCAGUCUUCUUUGAAUAAAUAAAUGGAUCUGAAAGUAGAAUA
Messenger RNA from Hyaena hyaena (striped hyena), 680 nucleotides. It is a transcript of the gene EFCAB9, whose product is annotated as EF-hand calcium binding domain 9. The record is from RefSeq and is a predicted model, not a curated record. Bases 23 to 652 code for a protein of 209 amino acids. Gene Ontology annotation, molecular function: calcium ion sensor activity. The transcript is spliced from 4 exons. Lineage: Eukaryota; Metazoa; Chordata; Mammalia; Carnivora; Hyaenidae. Gene Ontology annotation, biological process: sperm capacitation; flagellated sperm motility. Gene Ontology annotation, cellular component: sperm principal piece; cytoplasm.